This is a messenger RNA of Chelonus insularis, 3088 nucleotides long. It is a transcript of the gene Kdm2, whose product is annotated as Lysine demethylase 2. The transcript is spliced from 6 exons. Bases 102 to 3029 code for a protein of 975 amino acids. Gene Ontology annotation, molecular function: histone demethylase activity; zinc ion binding; DNA binding. The record is from RefSeq and is a predicted model, not a curated record. NCBI's taxonomy places the organism in Eukaryota, Metazoa, Arthropoda, Insecta, Hymenoptera, Braconidae. Gene Ontology annotation, biological process: regulation of transcription by RNA polymerase II; protein demethylation.
AAAAAUUAUUCAAAUAAUAUACUAAUUUUUAUAAAAAUUGUAUAAUUUUAACAAAUUUUUUACGAAAUAAAAGUGAUACGUGAUUUAACAGCGUGCUCGCAAUGGCCGAUGACACCACUCCUCUACCUAAGCGGCGUCAAUUGAGAGAACGAACUAGAAAAUUAUACACUGAUGAUUUUACAUACGGUGAUGAAGAAAUUGAAGGCAAAAGAACUUUUCAAUUAGAUGAAAAAAUUGAAUGUGCAAGAUAUGAUCUUAAAAAUUUUGCCGGUUUAUUUCGAGAAAUGACUGGUCCGGAAUUAAAUCUGGCGUAUCUUCAGAAGCAUGGCUUGACAAUACCUUUACUUUUUAGAGAUAGUGUAGGGCUUGGUUUACGAGUUCCAAGCUCGAAUUUUUCUGUAAAUGAUGUAAGGACUUGCGUAGGAUCUAAGAGAAUAUUAGAAGUGAUGGACGUUGACACUCAAAAGAAUGAAGAAAUGACAAUGAAAGAUUGGCAAAAAUAUUAUGAAGAUUCAGAAAAAGAAAGACUGCUCAAUGUUAUAUCAUUAGAGUUUAGUCAUACUAAAUUGGAAAAUUAUGUACAAUCUCCGACAAUAGUUCGACAAAUUGAUUGGGUAGAUACAGUUUGGCCAAGACAUUUAAUAGAAGCUCAAACAGAAUCAACUAAUGUAUUAGGAGAUAUGAUGUAUCCUAAAGUGAAGCUGUACUGUUUAAUGUCAGUGAAAGGUUGUUACACAGAUUAUCAUGUAGAUUUUGGAGGAACAAGUGUAUGGUAUCAUAUUUUACGAGGAAAAAAGAUAUUUUGGUUAAUUCCACCAACAGAAAAAAAUUUAGAUUUAUAUCAGGAAUGGGUAUUGAGUGGGAAACAAUCAGAUGUAUUUUUUGGAGAUAUGGUAGAUCGAUGUGGAAGAAUUUGUUUGGAAGCUGGAAUGACAUUGUUUAUACCAACUGGUUGGAUUCAUGCUGUCUAUACUCCGGAAGACUCUCUAGUGUUUGGAGGAAAUUUUUUACAUAGUUUUGGUAUUGAGAAACAAUUAAAAGUAGCUCAAGUAGAAGAACAUACCAAAGUACCUCAAAAAUUUCGAUAUCCAUUUUUUACUGAGAUGCUAUGGUAUGUUUUGGAACGAUAUGUCCAUGUCCUUUUGGGUCGUAGUCAUUUGGAUAUCCCCGAGAAUCAACGUCAACAUAUAACUCCAUCAAUACAAACGCAUCAACACCUCACUCAAUUUGAGCUACAUGGAUUAAAGUCAAUUGUCAUGUAUUUACAUUCAUUGCCAUCAACUAAAAAAAAUGUUCCAGAAUUAAUUCGUGAUCCAGUUGCUUUAAUUCAUGAUGUUCGAGGUCUUGUAGAACAACAUAGGCAUGAUAAUCCUGAUGCAGCAGUAACUGGACGUCCAAUUUUACCAGCCCCACCACCAUUGACGAUUGCUGAACGGGAACGUCUUAAAUUGCCAAAAAAACAUUUCCCAAAGAUACCAAAAUCAGAAGCUAAAGCACCAAUGCCUCGGAGACGUCGUACACGAUGUAAAAGAUGUGAAGCUUGUACUCGACAAGAUUGUGGUGAAUGUGUUUACUGUCAAGACAUGGUGAAAUUUGGUGGAAGUGGUCGAGCUAAACAAACAUGCAUUACACGACAGUGUUUGAGACCAAUGUUACCAGUGACUGCAGCUUGUAAAGUUUGUCAAUUAGAUGGCUGGGGACAACAGCCGGCUCCACUCAUGGGUAAACCUAUUCCUGGAACACCUUCAAAUCUGAUGGAAUGUUCUAUUUGUUAUGACAUUGUACAUCCUGAAUGUGUUGGAGUGGAUAUAAAACAAAUGGUGAUAAGUGAAGAUGUACCGAAUAGUUGGGAGUGUCCUUCGUGUCUUCAAAGUGGGCGAAAUCUUGACCAUAAACCACGUCAAGCAAAAGCUCGAAUUCGUAAAGUAUCUGUAUCAAGUGCAGCAUCAUCAGCUCCUACAACGGAUUCAGAAAGAGCUACAACUCCGAGUAAAAGAGCUCGACCUGAACCUACAGAGACAUGGAAUGAACGUGAACCGGCUGAAGGUGAUCAACGAUCAGCAUUAAGAACACAAUUAGCUGCUCAAUUAACUGGCUCCAGUAAUAAAUCACUGAAGCGACCUCAUGCUGUAGUUCGACCCGUCCAGAUACCACUUGUUCAACGCUCCGAGCAUAACGGUCAAUCAUUAGCAUAUGAUAGAACUGUUCUUUUGGCCAUAUUCAAGUACUUAAGUUCAAAAGAUUUGGCAAUAUGUGCUAGAGUUUGUCGGACUUGGGCAAGAUACAGCAUAGAUCCAAGUCUUUGGAGACACAUGGAUAUGACUCGAGCGCACUUGACAGCUUCACAUCUAACUGGUAUUGUUCGAAGACAGCCAGAAAGUCUGUGUUUAGAUUGGACCAAUAUUGCUAAAAAACAAUUGGCGUGGUUACUUGCACGACUUCCUCAGCUUCGUCACUUAUCAUUACAAGGCUGUGCUUUAGCUAGUGUUUGUGCAUUAGGAACUUGUACAUGCCCGCCAUUAAUCAGUUUAGAUCUUAGUUACAUAACAAAAUUUUGUGAUGCUCGACUUCGUGAAAUUUUGGAUCCACCAACUGAUUCCAGGCCUGGACUAAUAGAUAAAACUUCAAGAUUAAAACAUCUGAAAAGUUUAUCGCUUGCUGGUAGUGAUGUUUCAGAUGUUGCUUUGAGAUAUAUUGCUCAACAUUUGCCUCAUUUAGAAAAUCUUGAUUUAUCAUCAUGUGGCCGAAUCACUGAUGCUGGUGUUGCUCAAAUAGCUGCACCAUCAACGCAAGCUAUUGUCAAUCUUGUUUCUCUCAAUCUUUCCGAUUGUCGACUUCUAACUGAAACUACUUUGGAGUAUUUAACGCGAUGUAAAGCUCUUAAACGGCUUGAUCUUCGACAUACAACUCAUGUUUCCACACAAAGUGUAAUUAAAUUUGCAGCAAGAAGUAUUCAUAAUUUACAUGUUACUGAUGUAAAACUUGUUGAAGAAAAGAAAGUUGCAAAAAGUGGAAUUAAAAGAGCGUAAGAUAAUGAAUGAUAAACAAUAUCUAAAGUUUUGGUACCUGGAAUUUUUAGGUAUUUAUA